CGUGGACAACUGACAGCCAACCACAGUGUUCACGUGCCCACCACCGAGAAAAGGGAAACCGAAAUGCUAUGAUCUCCCUCCCUCCCUCCUGUUUCGAAAUUAAUGUAGGGCACCGUCUCCUCCUCCUCCCAAAAGAUAAAUACUCCGCGUUAAUAAUAGAAAGGGAGAAACUAGGGGCCGGGGCCGGGGCCGGGGCGGGGCGGGGGAGAAUAAAUAAAUCCAAAAACCCUAACCGUUGAUCUCGAUUGAUGGCGGAAUUGGAGCAGGAGGAGGAGGAGGGGAAUCAUAGAGAUCAGCUUGACGGAGGAAUGACGGUCCUUGAUUUUGAUAUGCUGUGCGCUACUGUGGCGCUUCAAACGCAUGGGGUUUCGAGGAAAGCGGAGGGGGGAUUUGAGGGGGAAUUCGGGGGAGUUCAGAGGAUGUGGGAAGGAGAAAUUCUUGAUUGCCUCCAGGAUAGGAGGAUUGCGGUUCAAUCCGUUUGUUGCCCGUGCUAUAGAUUUGGGCAGAACAUGAGGAGGGCCAACAUUGGACCCUGCUUUCUUCAGGGUUCAAUCUAUUUUAUCCUUGUAAUGGCUAUUCUAUCCUGCUUCAUUGCAUUUGGCGUCACCAGACAGCAUUGCUAUUUAUACAUUGGAUUUUCUUUUGCCUUCUCAUUAGGACUGUAUGUGGGUUAUUUUCGUAUUAGGAUCAAGAAGCAGUUUAACAUUGGGGGGAGUGACAGUUCGUUAGAUGAGUGUGCCUACCAUCUCAUUUGUCCAUGCUGCGCGCUCUCCCAGGAGUCCAGAACGCUGGAGAUGAACAAUGUUCAAGAUGGUGUUUGGCAUGGCAGGGGAGAUACAAUAUGUGUUGGAAGUUUCGGAGAAGGGAGCAAAGAAUUUUCUGCUCUUCAUAAGCCGUCUUUGAUGACGAUGGAUGGAAUGUCAGAUGGAGGCAAUCAUUCAUGGAAUGGGGAUCCCAGCCAUUCGGAACCUCUGGUUGCAUCGAUGCAAACAGGACAGAAAUCCUAGGGGAUUGUGAUUUGUAUCUGGGCGUCGUCGGCUGAGGAAAAUUUCAUGAUUAUCGAGUGAAUGAGUUGCUUCCUGUUUUCAGGGACUGAUGUUUUUCGGAGAGGUCUGAAAACCGGCGCAUUCAAACAGGGGACAACACGUUGUGAUGUUAAUUUCAGGUUGAAGUUGUUGGAAGGGCAAGAAGUUUGGCCCUCGUCCUGCUUAAAUUUUAUGAAUUGUAUAUAUCGCGCAGCAUAUUUGAUGUCUCCAAUCGUGUACUGAGAAAGCUUUCACUGGUUUCAACGUUCUUGAUCUGCA
Messenger RNA from Asparagus officinalis (garden asparagus), 1304 nucleotides. Its product is annotated as protein PLANT CADMIUM RESISTANCE 7-like. Lineage: Eukaryota; Viridiplantae; Streptophyta; Magnoliopsida; Asparagales; Asparagaceae. The record is from RefSeq and is a predicted model, not a curated record. The coding region runs from base 249 to 1007 and encodes 252 amino acids. The transcript is spliced from 5 exons.